Messenger RNA from Neopsephotus bourkii (Bourke's parrot), 1496 nucleotides. RefSeq names its product G protein-coupled receptor 88 (gene GPR88). The coding region runs from base 408 to 1496 and encodes 362 amino acids. Lineage: Eukaryota; Metazoa; Chordata; Aves; Psittaciformes; Psittacidae. The record is from RefSeq and is a predicted model, not a curated record. Gene Ontology annotation, biological process: G protein-coupled receptor signaling pathway. The transcript has a single exon. Gene Ontology annotation, cellular component: membrane. Gene Ontology annotation, molecular function: G protein-coupled receptor activity.
UAUACAGUGUACGUAGCGUGGCACAGGAGAAACUGCAAAGCUUUGUAUCAGUUGCUCCCGUUUCUGCUGCUGAUUGCAAGGUGCUGCUGCUCUUCGCAUUUUCACAGCUCCAGAAUCCUCAGCCGUGCUCUGGUCUGCUCACAGCCAUCCUCUCCCUAUGGAACCACCUUCGCUACCUACACACUGUGGGAUCUCAUAGUACUGCCUGCCCUGGACACUGCCAUUCUCUCUCACUGCAAACUGUGUGUUCUGGACCCUGCAGCCCGUAUGACUGGAACAUGCCUUAAGAGUCCCUCAGCUGCACAUCCUCCCUUGUGCUUGGUGGGGGACUCCUGCAGCAGGAUCUUCUGAUCCAGACCAGGAUGGGAUUUACAGGGAGAAGCCAAAACUGAGCUGCAUUCAGCGAGAUGCCCAACGCCUCUUCCUGGAGUGCCAGCUCGCCUCUGCUGCUGCUCUGGGAGGACUCCUCUGGGACCCGCAUCUUCCUCUCGCUGCUCUAUGCAGUCUUGGCUAUCUCGGGGACCUUAUCCAAUGUGAUGGUCAUCUAUUUGGUCUUCUCCUUCAAGAAGCUGCAGACAACCAGCAAUGCCUUCAUCGUGAACGGCUGCGCGGCAGACCUGAGCGUGUGCGCCCUGUGGAUGCCCCAGGAGGCUGUGCUGGGGCUGCUGCCUCCCAACUCCUCCUCCCUUCGCUCCGCAGAGUACCGGCUGCUGCGAGGGGGGCUCCUGGGCCUCGGCCUCACCGUGUCCCUCGCCUCUCACCUGCUGGUGGCCUUCAACAGGUACGUGCUCAUCACCAAGCUGCCCAGCGUGUACCAGGCCCUCUACCAGCGGAGACACACGGGCUGCAUGAUCGGGCUUUCCUGGGCCCUCGCGCUGCUCCUGGUCCCGCUGCUGCCCGGGCUCUGGACUCCAGGCUCUGCCCAGCACCCGCCGCUGCGGCAGACGGACGGCAGCUCCCGCUACACCGCGCUGCUCCUCGCCCUUGCCGUGCUGGGCCAGACGGCGCUGCUGUUACACUGCUACCUCGGCAUCGUGCGGCGGGUGCGGGGCAGUGCCAAGCGGGUCAGCGUCCUCAACUUCCACCUCCUGCAUCAGCUGCCCUUCCCCGCAGCGCCGCCGCCGCCCCGCCGCUCCCAGCGCCGCCUCAGCAGCGUCUCCGUCCUGCUGCUGUGCUGCGUGUUCCUGCUGGGCACGCAGCCGCUGGUCUGGGUCAGCCUCCUGGGCUUCUUCCUGCGCCCGGCGCCGCCGGCGCUACAGGCCGCCAGCUGGCUGCUGCUCUGCGCCCUCUCGGCCCUCAACCCGCUGCUCUACACGUGGCGCAGCGAGGAGUUCCGCCGGGCGGCCCGCUCCGUCCUGCCCCGCGCCGACGGGCCCGCUGCCGCACCGCGGCCCGCCUCGUCCGCCGCCGGCCCCGCCGCCGCACCGCCCUGUCCGCAGCUGCCGAGGCGGCGAGGCACGGGGAGCAGCGCCAGCGGCAGCGCCGCGCCGCGCUGA